AUGUGUUCUACGCUCAGGUUCAAUGACGUGUUGGAUGCAGCAAUGCUUAGGGAGUCUUUGUCUCAAUUGAUCGCUCUUCCAGGGUGGAGGAAGCUUGGUGGACGUGUCCGAAUGAAUAGCAAAUGCAAACUCGAAAUUCACAUCCCGAAGACUUUUUCUUCGCAACGGCCUGCUUUUGGGUUCCACCAUACCACCUUCGACACCAGCAUAGAUGAACAUCCUCUAGCAUCCAGGCUCCCUAAACCAACUCCCGAAAAACCGUCUAUCCAUAACCAGCACUCCGAUUUCAACACUUUCGAAGUUCCACCAGAUACUCCACUGUGUCUAGACGACUAUCUCAAGUCUGAUCAUCCACAGUUGACACUCCAUAUUGUAUCUUUCACAGACGCGACUCUGGUGUCCAUAUGUUGGCCUCACAUUGCUGUCGAUGGAAUAAGUCUGGCUCAUAUAGGCCAUGCAUGGAGUAUUUCGCUUGCCGGGCGCGUAUCUGAGAUCCCAUCCAUGCUGUCAGCGAACGAUGACCCCAUGGCCAACGCCGGACGCGACUCUUCUUGCACAGAACAGCAUCCCCUAGAGAAACAACAAAUCACCGGUUGGCGGAUGUACCUUUUUGCGUUUUACUACGUUUUAGACCUUCUCUGGUGGCGUACCAUCGAAACUAAGGUGCUUUUUCUACCAAAGAAUUUUGUCAAAGAUCUACGCGACCAAGCUUUGUCAUCCCUCAGCAAAGAACGUCCAGCUCCUUUCGUCAGUGAAUCGGACGCCAUAGUCGCCUGGCUGACCGUCGCUGUGACAUCGACUCUCUUCCCAAGUGGUUCGAACCGCUCUGUCACCAUCGGGAAUGCGUAUGAUCUCCGAGGCCGUGCACCUUCGUUAUUUCCAGUUUCGAAUGGCAAAGGAGCAUACAUUCAAAACGCUGUAUUCCCAUGCUGGGCAAUUGUACCAGCAAAAAAAGUUCAUAAUCGGGACGAAGAUACACUAGGGUCGAUUGCUUUGGCAGUUCGUAGGAGUAUCCAAGAGCAGACAACCGAAGCUUCAAUUCACGCCCAAGCUCGGCUCACGAGGGAUUCAUUGGAGGUUUCUGGAAUACCGCCUAUGUUUGGAGACGUCAACCAGUUUACCAUACAUUUUGCCAGUGUCAGAGCCGACCUGGCAGAAUCACUGGAUUUUCGUCCAGCCAUCAAGAGUGUAUUCCGAUCAAGCGAGCGUCAGAAUCCUACCAAGAGUGUCUGGGCAGCAUCUCCAGGUCAUCCUGUUUACUACCACAUCAAGUGCAUCAGUCCAAACAAUAUGCUUGCGAGGAAUUACUCCCUCAUCACCAAGACUUCAACUGGCGAUUAUUGGAUUAAUGGAAAUUGUCCACCCGAGGUGUGGAAGUUGAUGGAGUCGAUGAUCAGUGAUUUUGUUCCAUGGCUGCACGGUCAAGGGUGA
This is a messenger RNA of Fusarium graminearum PH-1, 1431 nucleotides long. RefSeq lists its product as uncharacterized. The record is from RefSeq and is a predicted model, not a curated record. Bases 1 to 1431 code for a protein of 476 amino acids. NCBI's taxonomy places the organism in Eukaryota, Fungi, Ascomycota, Sordariomycetes, Hypocreales, Nectriaceae. The transcript has 3 exons.